Messenger RNA from Camelina sativa (false flax), 2129 nucleotides. Its product is annotated as equilibrative nucleotide transporter 4-like. Gene Ontology annotation, cellular component: plasma membrane. Lineage: Eukaryota; Viridiplantae; Streptophyta; Magnoliopsida; Brassicales; Brassicaceae. Gene Ontology annotation, molecular function: nucleoside transmembrane transporter activity. Gene Ontology annotation, biological process: nucleoside transmembrane transport. The record is from RefSeq and is a predicted model, not a curated record.
AAAUCUAGCGACUGUCGCUGUUUCUAAGAUAAAGCUUUAGUUGUGUAGCUGAUUUUUUCAGCGAUUCUUAAAUUCGAUAAUUGAAGUCGCAGCGACUGAAAAUUGAGAGAGAUGAAGAAGAGAGGGAGGAAAGUGAAGGCAAAAUUUUAGUCGUCAGCAGCUGUCGCUGCGACUUUCUCCCGAACAGGGCCUAUAAAGCUUUCAAACUUUAUAUUAUUUACUCUUUUUCUUUUGUUUCUUUUCUUUUCUUUUCGAGUCCUCUCAUACUUUUUUUUUUUAUUUUUGUGUUAAACUUUCUGGUUGUAUUAAAUUGACGUAAAGGGACGAUUACAUAAUGGAGAUAAAAGGAAAGUGCAUGCCAAACAAAGAUCAGACCUUUAGGGUAUCAGGCAGGGUAUAUACAUGCCAACCUUUUGAGUCUUAUAUUUUAUCUCCUCAAAUUUGCUGUCAAACCUUAAAAAUCUAAAUAUUAUCUUACUCAAUCAUCUCCAUGUUGUAAGAAUCUUGUUCUACUCGUAAUAAAUCCAACAAACACGUUGACUCUGCAAACCCCUCAUGUGCUUAUAUGUUCCGAGGCUACAUACGUUCUUUUUGAGCUCUCCGUAAAUAUUUGAAAAUGGCGGAUGCAUACAAGAACCAAACUCCUGAAAGACUUCAGGGGAAGUAUAAAGCAAUGGUUGUGUGCUGUAUUCCUGGAGUCGGAUCUCUCGUUUCUUGGAACAGUAUGCUCACUAUCGCAGAUUACUAUUACCAAAUUUUCCCGGAUUAUCAUCCUUCAAGGGUACUCACACUUGUAUAUCAACCAAUUGCGCUUGGAACAGUCAUGAUUUUCGCAUACCACGAAUCUAAAAUCAGUACUCGAAAACGUGUCCUGACCGGUUACAUCCUCUUCACAAUAUCCACAUUCUUGCUCAUAGUCUUGGAUUUGGCAACAAAAGGACACGGUGGAAUCGGAAAUUAUAUUGUUUUAUGCACAAUUGUUGCUUCUUUUGGCCUCGCUGAUACUACCGUUAAAGGAGGAUUGAUCGGUGAUCUAUCUUUGAUGUCCCCUGAACUCAUCCAGUCAUAUAUGGCUGGUUUGGGUAUGGCUGGUGUUCUAACCUCAGUGCUUAGGCUAAUAACUAAAGCUGCCUUUGAAAAAUCAAACAACCAUCUACGAAAAGGAGCAAUGAUAUUCUUAGCAAUCUCAACAUUCAUAGAAUUUCUCUGCGUGAUGUUAUAUGCUUAUGUGUUCCCAAAACUCCCAAUCGUUAAGUAUUACCGCACAAAAGCUGCUUCUGAAGGAUCGAAAACUGUAGCUGCUGAUCUUGCUGCUGCUGGUAUCCAAAAUCAAUCAGAUUUGAGUGAUGAUGACUCCAAGAAUCAAAGGCUAAGCAAGAAAGAGCUAUUGCUUCAAAACAUAGGCUAUGCAGUGAGUCUAUUCCUCAUCUACGUUUUGACAUUAUCCAUUUUUCCUGGAUUUUUAUACGAGAACACGGGACAACACGGCUUAGGUGUUUGGUACGCGCUUAUCCUAGUAGCCAUGUACAAUUUUUGGGAUUUGGUCGGGAGGUAUGUGCCGCUGGUGAAUUCGCUGAAGGUUGAGAAUAGAAAAGCUCUAACGAUUGCGGUUUUGUCCCGUUAUUUCCUCGUCCCGGCGUUCUACUUCACCGCAAAAUAUGGUGAUAAAGGAUGGAUGAUGAUGCUCGUUUCUGUUUUGGGAUUAACUACUGGACAUCUCACUCCUAAAGGAUACAAGGGUCCGGAGAAGAAUGCAUUAGGGAAUUUGCUGGUGGUUUUUAUACUAGGAGGAGCAGUUGUAGGAAUAUCUUUAGGCUGGUUAUGGCUUAUUGGCAAGAGAAAUGCAUUUUGAGUUCUCAUCAGCAAAUGAUUCACAACAUCCUUUUGGCGUAAUUAAUUUCGAGUAAACCCUGUUAUGGCUGGCUUAAAAUGAGAAGCUUUGAUGCCUCUAGCGUAACUGUGUAUUCAUGAAAAAAUAAAAAAGAAGAGAAUACUAACACGUAAAACUUUUAAAGACUUGAAUUGAAGUCUUAUUUCGAUGCUUCACCAAAUUGGCAAAUUGUAUUUGACUUGUCCAACCUUACGAGUUACUACUUUAGAUCCAUUUGACCAUCUCUCGUUUACUAUUG